Molecule: messenger RNA, 732 nt
Organism: Phytophthora sojae
Lineage: Eukaryota; Oomycota; Peronosporomycetes; Peronosporales; Peronosporaceae
Exons: 2
Coding region: 1-732 (243 amino acids)
Source: RefSeq, a predicted model, not a curated record
AUGACCUCCUCCACCAAGAAGACGGUUCUCAUCACGGGCAGCACGCGCAGCAUCGGCCUCGCCCUCGCGCAGUACUACACGAAGCAAGGCUGGAAUGUCAUCGGCACGACGCGGGCCAACAGCAACACCGACGAGCUCAUGGCCCUGUCGCCCUUCAAGACCGUCCAGCUCGAGGCGAGCGACGAAGACUCGGUGCUUGAGGCCGCACGCCAACUCGAGGGCGUGUCCAUCGACCUGCUUAUCAACAACGCCGGCAUCUGGAUCCCCGACGACCUCCAGUCAGCCAAGAAGGAAUCCUUCAUGCGCCAGUUCGAGGUGAACGCCGUCGGACCGUUCCUCUUGACCCGUGCGUUGCUGCCGAACCUGCAGCUCGCGGCCAAGAGCCACGGCAGCGCCACCGUCGCCCAGGUGUCGUCAAUGCUGGGCAGCCUCCGCAGCAACACGAGCGAGAUGGAGCAGUUCUUCAGCACUUCCUACGCUUAUUCGAUGUCCAAGGCUGCACUCAACAUGGUCACGCGCUCGCUGGCUGUCGGACUGCGCGACAGCAACAUCGUCUUCGUGACGCUCAACCCUGGGUACGUCGACACGGACAUGAACGACCACCAGGGCUACCUCAAGCCCUCCGACUCGGCUGAGAGCAUGGCCAACAUCGUGGCCAACCUGUCGAUGAAAGACACGGGCAAGUUCUACAACGCCGACAAGCAGCUCGGCGACUUCGAGCUGCCGUGGUAA